GUGAGCUGAAGUUCUGAGUGUUUUACUCUCUCUUUUACUCAAUAGUGCAUGUAUGAGCCUUGACGAUGAUGAUGAUGAUGAUGAUGGGGGUGUUUCUUCAUCCUGGAGCUUCUAUUGGUCACAGAUGGACUUUCCCCUUCAUAUCAACUUCAUUCAGCAAAAAUAGCAGCACAGAAGCAGCAGCUGCUCACGAGCGCAGACGUCCAGCGACUGACCGACUGACCAACACUGCUGGAGGAGGAUCAGAGCUCACAGACACUCAUCUUCAUCAUCAUCAUCAUCAUCAUCAUCGUCUGAGGAAUGGCUCUGGACUUUGUCGCAGGAUGUAUUGGAGGAGCCGCAGGUGUGCUGGUCGGACAUCCGUUUGAUACGGUCAAGAUGAGAGCGAGGCUGUUACACCGGCCGCUCGGAGGUUAACCUCGUGAGACUGCAGGUCCAGAGCGUGGACAAGCCCUUGUACCGCGGCACGUAUCACUGCUUCCAGUCCAUCGUCCGUCAGGAAUCGAUGCUGGGUCUCUAUAAGGGCAUCGGCUCACCCAUGAUGGGCCUGACCUUCAUCAACGCCAUCGUGUUCGGCGUGCAGGGAAACGCCAUGCGUAUGUUGGGCGUGGACACCCCUGUGCACCAGUUCCUGGCGGGCGCAGCGGCCGGACUCAUCCAGUGCGUGAUCUGCUGCCCGAUGGAGCUGGCCAAGACCCGCAUGCAGAUGCAGGGAACGGGCGAGAAGAGCGCCUCCAGGAGGAUGUACAGGAACUCUCUGGACUGCCUGAUCCGCAUCCACCGCAAGGAGGGAGUCCGAGGGAUAAACCGAGGAAUGGUGACCACCGUCAUCCGCGAGACGCCUGGCUUCGGCGUGUACUUCCUCACCUACGAUACUCUGACGCGAGCGCUGGGCUGCGACGCAGAUGACGGAUACAUCAUUCCCAAGCUGCUCCUGGCGGGCGGCAUGUCGGGAAUGGCGUCCUGGAUCUCCACGUAUCCUGUGGACGUCAUCAAGUCCCGCCUCCAGGCGGACGGAGUGGGCGGAGCCAACAGGUACGACGGCAUCAUGGACUGCGUGCGUCAGAGCUGGAGGAGAGAAGGAUGGAGGGCCUUCACUCGAGGCCUGACCUCGACUCUCUUGAGAGCGUUUCCCGUCAACGCCACAACCUUCGCCACCGUCACGCUCUUCCUCAUGUACAUGCGCGAGGAAGAUGACGGUGUGAAGGACUGCGAGGCCAUGCGGCCGAGUCUGCAGCACAGCAGCCUGUGACUCAAAGAUCUGAAGAAAGACUCGGAUCGUCUUGAGAUGAAAGCACAGAUUUACUGCACCGAUAGACUCUCUGCUGAUUCUGUCUAAUAGAGAGAGAAACGGUC
Carassius carassius (crucian carp) is the source of this 1356-nucleotide messenger RNA. RefSeq names its product mitochondrial basic amino acids transporter-like. NCBI's taxonomy places the organism in Eukaryota, Metazoa, Chordata, Actinopteri, Cypriniformes, Cyprinidae. Gene Ontology annotation, molecular function: high-affinity L-arginine transmembrane transporter activity. Gene Ontology annotation, biological process: mitochondrial L-ornithine transmembrane transport. The coding region runs from base 506 to 1252 and encodes 248 amino acids. Gene Ontology annotation, cellular component: mitochondrion. The transcript is spliced from 5 exons. The record is from RefSeq and is a predicted model, not a curated record.